This is a messenger RNA of Papilio polytes (common Mormon), 2531 nucleotides long. It is a transcript of the gene Ntan1, whose product is annotated as protein N-terminal asparagine amidohydrolase. The transcript is spliced from 11 exons. Bases 473 to 1414 code for a protein of 313 amino acids. The record is from RefSeq and is a predicted model, not a curated record. Gene Ontology annotation, molecular function: protein-N-terminal asparagine amidohydrolase activity. Gene Ontology annotation, biological process: ubiquitin-dependent protein catabolic process. Gene Ontology annotation, cellular component: nucleus. Lineage: Eukaryota; Metazoa; Arthropoda; Insecta; Lepidoptera; Papilionidae.
UUAAGCGUAAUUUGUUUUGUUAUUCUAAGUUUUGUUUUGUGUUUUCGUUUAUUAUUUUCCUUCUUUUCUGUGAAAAAUUAAAACUCGAUUUAAGGCAACAGAGAUAUCACCAGUCAAAACUAAGAAAAAAAUCGAUACUCAGCCUUUUGGGGAAAAGAUUAUGAGAAAUUUGACUUACUAAAACCCACUCAGUGGCCAUCUUCGAGAACGAAUGUCCCGGGAUCUCUAAAGGAAGGCACCGGUACUGUACUGGGCUUCUGCACGAAAUUGGGAGACAGGAGAGGGAGACGUUCGGGACGGGAUCUGAUGAACAAUAUACCUGCAGUUUUAAUAUAAAAAUAAUCACGUGAUGUUACUAUGGUACAGCAGAUCCAAGCCGCAUGGGUAACUUUGUGUGAACCACGUGACAUAAAUGUGGCAACGCGACCUGAAUGAUCAUCACAUCAAGAGCUCCACCCACUAAACAGAUAGCAUGGUGGUGGUGCUGAAUGGCGUGCUGGCUGACGAGUGCCCGACUUCGGUGCGGGCGCUGUUAGCCGCGCACCCUGGCUAUAGGGAUGCGGCCGCCCAGCUUCUAGCCGCAGCGCCCAGGGUGGUCGGCCCGCAAGGACUGCUAUAUGUAGCCCAGAGGGAACUUGCUUCGGCUGUGCCACAUGACAAAAACGUCAGUAUCAUAGGCUCUGACGACGCUACAUCAUGUAUUAUAGUAGUCGUGAGACAUUCAGGUUCUGGUGCAGUAGCGCUGGCACAUCUGGACGGGUCGGGCACUGGCGAGGCGGCGGCGGCCCUGGUAGCGCGCGCACUGCACCUCGCAGCCGGCUACCCCGAGGGUCGGCUCGAGCUCCAGCUCGUCGGCGGCUUCACCGACCCACAUAGAUACUCUGAUGAACUCUUCGCUAAUAUCAUGUUAUCAUUCCACCGUUUGUCCGAGGAGAUUGAUCUGACGAUGGCUUGUUGCUGCGAGUUGAACACCGCGCUGGGCGGAGGCGCGGGCUCGCCUCUGGUGACAGGCGUGGGAGUUGACGUCCGCGCGGGAGACCUCUUCCCCGCGACCUUCCCCGACAAGGGUCCUGAGCUGCCGCUGCGAGCCGCCAGGACUAUCACUGGAGGACCUAACUCUGCACAGGUUUUGGACAUCUACGACAACGGAGUGGGCAUGUUGCGUAUCGGGCCGUUCAACUACGACCCGCUGCGCGGCGCCGACCUGUGGCUGGAGCAGACUGACGACUUCAUACUGAAGCACCUCAGCACCACGCCCAACGCGGAGCCCCCGCACUUCGUGCACCACAUCCGUGUGACGCUGAAGUUCAUCCAGACGCACCCGUUCCCCGCAGUGACGGUGUUCCCCGACAACCGGCCGCACUUCUACCGCCGCGACGACCAGACCGGCCUCUGGGCGCCCAUGCGCUACUAGCCACGCCGACACAAUGUCACGCUGUCACACGGUCACACUGUCGCACGUCAAACGGUCCCACUGUCGCGUCAUACGGUCACACGGUCAAAUUUCCACACUGUUACGUUGACCCACUGACGCGUUGUCAUAGGUCACAAUGUUACUUGGUCACAAUGACCCACUUAGCGCUAUCACACUAUAGCGUUGACUGCCUAACGCAGCGCGUUUCGAUAACACUGCGCUUUUCAUAGGAUCGUUUGACUUGUGACACUGUCACUCUGUCACACUGUCAUUCUGUCACACUCCGAACAAAACUGCGCACUUUUCUGGUAAAUUUGCAAAGAGCAAAUUUACCUUGCGGUCAAUUUUGACAGAAAAUAUAAAACCGAUUUAAUAAUAGAAAAUACAAAAAUGACAACACAAGUACAGGUUACGAAGUUAUAGGACCCGUGGCAUAAGUGACAUUAAAUUAUGAUAGCUCAUUAGCCCUCUAUUUAUGCCAUUUUCUAUCCAUGUAGGUUUUUAAACAUUUUCUAACAUAACCUAUAGCCGUGCUUUUUUAUUGUUCUAAACUACCUUAUUGGAUUGGAGAGAAAUAUAUUGUGACAGUUUUUUUAUUAAUAAGAGGGCACUAACGAGCUGUCAUAAUUUAGUUUGACUAGACACAGAAUUGACAAGACUCUAAAAAAUGACUAGACUAAGUUGAUUUUUGGUAACAAACCAGAUAAAAAUGUAACACUAUAACAAAUCGAUUUUGGUUGAUAUGACAGAAUUUUCUAAAGUUUCAAUAAUUGCAUUUCUAAUUGUAAAAAACAUUUAAAAACAUAAACAUUUAAAUAGUAUGCGAAAAAACAUUUAGCUAAUGUAAAAUUAAGAUUACGGCUUUUUUUAACCGUUACCGUUGUUAAUUUUUUUGUGUUGCCAUUAGCAGCUUAAAUGACAAUUUAUGACAUAUCUUAGUUAGUGAUUAAAUUCUAAUUACAGGAAAACUUCAAUUUUAGUUAUAUGAAACUGUUAUUAUGCAAACCUGAUUUAAACAUUGCUGUGUUGCCAGAUAUCAGUUUGUAGUCUCUCUAGAUAUACACUCUGCUUUAAACUGAAUUCUGUAACUAUUUUAUUUAGUUUUUUUAAAGGCCUU